Cololabis saira (Pacific saury) is the source of this 564-nucleotide messenger RNA. RefSeq names its product histidine triad nucleotide binding protein 1 (gene hint1). Bases 49 to 429 code for a protein of 126 amino acids. The record is from RefSeq and is a predicted model, not a curated record. Gene Ontology annotation, cellular component: cytoplasm; nucleus. Gene Ontology annotation, molecular function: hydrolase activity. Lineage: Eukaryota; Metazoa; Chordata; Actinopteri; Beloniformes; Belonidae. The transcript has 3 exons. Gene Ontology annotation, biological process: purine ribonucleotide catabolic process.
CAGGACUCCAGGGGCUACGCUACUCACUCGCUCUGCAGUUGCGCCAACAUGGCGGAUGAGACGGCGAAAGCACAGGUCGCCCAGCCCGGCGGAGACACGAUAUUUGGAAAAAUCGUACGCAAAGAGAUUCCUGCUAAACUGAUAUAUGAGGAUGAUCAGUGCGUUGCCUUCCCUGAUGUUGCUCCUCAAGCUCCCACUCAUAUCCUAGUAGUCCCAAAAAAGCCAAUUGUUCAACUGUCCAAAUGUGAAGAAAGUGAUGCUGCUUUGUUGGGCCACCUGAUGAUGGUUGCCAAGAAGUGCGCUGCAGAGGCGGGUCUGACUAAAGGCUAUAGGAUUAUCAUCAACGACGGGCCGGACGGGGGCCAGUCAGUCUACCACAUCCACAUCCACGUCUUAGGUGGGCGCACUAUGGGGUGGCCACCUGGUUAACUAACAUGUCCCUCCACACACCACUUUACCAUGUUAACAUCUGUUGUGUGACAUGUAGAACUACCGAGCACAUUGUCUGAAACAAGUCUAACAAAAUGUCAAAACUCAUUCGUGUUAAUAAAGUUCACAACAAGA